AUGAUAACAAGAAAUUUAAUAAAAUCAAUUAAAAACACAAAUUAUCUAAAAGCAAAUAAUUUAUUAUUACAACAAUCACAACAAUUUUAUACAACCACAACUAAUAAUACUAAUAAUAGUAGCAAUAAAUCAAAUAAUGAACCAUUUAAUAGAUCAAAAAUAGAAUUAAAUUUAUUUCAAAAAGGAUUAUUAACAGUUGGUAGUGCAUUUGUAGCAUUUGCAAAUCCAGAGAGAGGUGAUAUGGUUGCUACUUUGGGUGAAGUUACUGGUGGAUGUGCAAUCAAAGCAAUGAAAGAGAAAAUGAUGAAGGAUCCAGUUGGAAGAGAAUUAUUAAGAGAUAAACCAAGAAUUAAAGAAUCAACAUACCCACAAAAUAUACACUUAUUACCAACCACCACAUUUGGAGGAUCCUAUUAUCAAUGGAUGAAGGCUCAUGGUUAUACUCCAGAUGAAAGAUGUGAGGUACGUAUGGUUGAAAACGAUGAUGAUGCAUAUGUCAUUCAACGUUACAGAGAAGUUCACGAUUUUUGGCAUGUUUUAGCAGGUAUUAGACCAGAUGUUCAAGGUGAAAUCGCUAUUAAAUGGUUUGAAUUAAUUCAAACUGGCUUACCAAUGACCGCUCUUAGUUCAUUAGUUGGUCCUCUUAGAUGUCCAUCUGGUGAACGUGCUGAACUCAUCAACCAUAUGAUACCCUGGGCAAUUAGAUCCUCAAAAAAUUGUAAAUUUUUAAUGAAUGUAAAAUAUGAGGAUCAUUGGGAAGAUGACAUCAACGAAUUCAGAAAAAUGUUAAAUUUUGAACCAUAUAAAUAUAUUGAUAAUUCAAACUAUAUCAAAACUAAAAAAUUUUAAUCAUUAAUAACAAAAAUAUAUUACAAAAAAAAAAAAAACAAAUAAAAUAAAAUAAAACACACAAACUAAAAAUAUCCAAAAAUAUUUAUUAAACU
Dictyostelium purpureum is the source of this 944-nucleotide messenger RNA. RefSeq lists its product as uncharacterized. The coding region runs from base 1 to 849 and encodes 282 amino acids. The record is from RefSeq and is a predicted model, not a curated record. Gene Ontology annotation, cellular component: mitochondrion; mitochondrial inner membrane. NCBI's taxonomy places the organism in Eukaryota, Evosea, Eumycetozoa, Dictyosteliales, Dictyosteliaceae. The transcript has a single exon. Gene Ontology annotation, biological process: ubiquinone biosynthetic process.